Messenger RNA from Chelonus insularis, 2547 nucleotides. Its product is annotated as antichymotrypsin-2-like. Bases 1192 to 2421 code for a protein of 409 amino acids. The transcript is spliced from 9 exons. The record is from RefSeq and is a predicted model, not a curated record. Lineage: Eukaryota; Metazoa; Arthropoda; Insecta; Hymenoptera; Braconidae. Gene Ontology annotation, molecular function: serine-type endopeptidase inhibitor activity.
AUAAGUUAAUCAAUCGAAAAGCGUGAUACAAUUGUUUAAUCGUCAAUUUAUAAUUAAUAAAUCUACGAUGGAUGAUUUUCGUGAUAGAACGAUUUUUCGAAUUUUUAAUUCAGUAAUUGAUGGAACUUCACAAUACAUUGCUGCUUGCCCUCCACGUGAAAAAUUGAGCUGGAAUACAUUUUGGAGUAAUUUGAAUAGAAAAAAUGUAAAUAAAAAAGAAAUUAAUCAAAUUAAAGAAGAACAUAAAAUACCUGAUGAAAUUUACAAACCCCCUGAGAAAACAAAUGUUGUAGCUGAUAUUGAAGCUUUGUGUGGAACGACUUAUUGUAACAUAAAAAUGCAGGAUCCAUGUGAAAUAUGUUGCUGUACAAUAUGUAGAGCAGAAGAAGAUUCGCCAUGUGAUGGUGUUCCACAAGGUCAGCGUCAAUCAAUAUGUGAAUGUCAUCCGGAAGAAAAAUAUAAAAAAGACCAUGAGUGUUGUGACGCAUGUGAACAUCAUGGAUUAAACAGAGUUUAAUAAAACUAAAGCAACUCCAUCUCCUGAUGUUUAUAUAAAUAUAUUUACGAUAUAUUUAUUUUGAUACUCUAUCAAAUUUUCAUUGUGAUUAUACUACGGAACACAAGUUGUGAUUUUGUAUUUCAAACUUGUCAAGAUCUUGACCUUGACCUUGACCUUCAAUUUAUCUUGAAAGGAUUAUUGGCAUGAAUUAGAAUAUUUGGAAGUAAACUCACGAAGUCUAAAGACGACGAAUAAGACAUAGAAAUAUUACGAUAAUACAUACUGAAUAUAUUAUAUUAUUGUAUCAAUAAUCAAAGUUAAUAUUUAUCCAAAUCCAUUGUUCUUUAUUGUUGAACAUUAAUGUCAUGAGUUGAUUUGAAAUCGAUUAAAUUACAGACGAAUAAUGAUACAAAAAUUAUAUGGUUAAUUAAUUUUUCAAAAAAUUUCAUAAUUGUUCAAAGAAAUAAGUGAAUGAUUUUAUUAGCAUCACUCCUUUAAAUAAUAUUAUAUAAUAUACACGGAUGAUUUCAGAAACAGGUGGGGAUGCUUUAGGCGAUUUCAAUUCAAAUAGCUGACGCCUUGACUGUCUGUGAGCAUUACUGCUAGGAUUACCGUUCGGUUGAUUUCUCUGAUCAUAAUUAACGGAACUUAAGAAGUUUUCUGGAUUCGAGUUAUUUGAGGUCGUUGCCAUCAUGAAUGAACAAAUUUUAUAUCGAAUUUGCGUGAUUUUUGCGGUUGUAAGCAUUAUAAAUGCAGCUAGUCUUGAUUCACAAAUAUUAGAAGAUUUCAAAUCAUUGAUGGACGUUUCCAGGAGUAUUAAUCAAUUUUCAAACAAGUUUUAUGAGGCUCUGUCAAAGGAUGAAUCUAAAAAUAUUAUUACAUCUCCAUUGAGUGCAGCUAUGGUUUUAAGAAUGGUUGCUUAUGGUGCUCGAGGUAAAACUAGCAAUGAAUUAUCAUCAAUAUUACAUUUCAAUAUAGAUGAUGAGAGUCAAAAACGUGGAGUUCAGAAUCUUAUAACAGAGCUUAAUGACGUAAAAAAUGUUAAUUUGACUUUAGCGAACAAAGUUUUCUUGGCUAAAGGAUUGAAAGUAAACCCUGAAUAUUUAAGGAUUACAGAAACAAUAUUUCAUUCAGUGACCGAGACAGUUGACUUCACAAAUUCUUUAGCUGCAAGUAAUUCAAUUAAUAAUUGGUGCGAAAGGCAAACUCAUUCACACAUAAAAGAUAUUGUUAAACCAGAUGAUUUUGAUGCCGCCACUGCACUUGUCCUUGUAAAUGCAGUCUAUUUUAAAGGCAAUUGGUUGAAUAAAUUCAAUAAAAAUGAAACUCAAUUGAGAAACUUUUAUGUCGACAGUCAAACUGUAAAAAAAGUACCAAUGAUGCAUAGAUUGGGCAGUUAUCGUUAUGGCUUUCUUCCUGAAGUUGAUGCAAGAUUUAUUGAAUUGCCAUAUGAGUCUUCUGAUGACAGUGACUUAUUAAAAAUGGUUAUUAUUUUACCAAACAAUAUUGAUGGACUUCCUAAAGUUGAAGCUAGUCUUCAUAAAUUCAAUCUAUAUCAAUAUUUAUCUGGAGAGUUUCACGAAGUAGAUCUAUUCAUGCCUAAAUUUAAAAUUGAGAGUUCAAUGGAUCUAAAAGAUCCUCUUGAAGCUAUGGGAUUAAUAGAAAUAUUCCGUGAUACAGCUGAUUUCACUGGCAUUGUUGAUUCUCCUCCAUUAAAAGUUGGAAAAGUUAUUCAAAAAGCAUUUAUUGAAGUUAACGAAGAGGGAAGUGAAGCUACGGUUGCUACUGUGUCUGAUCUCCAAAACAGAGUAGGCGAUGAAGAUUCAAUAAAACAAACAGUUAAUUUUAUAGUUGACAAGCCUUUUAUAAUGCUUAUUACAAAUAUUAAUACCAUUAUUUUCAAUGGACGAUACACAGUAUGAGAUUCAAAUUUAAAGAAAGUAACAAGAAAAAAUAAGUGUAAAAAUGAACUUCAUAAUGAAUAUUUAUUAUAUCUAGAUUAAGUAAACUCUUAAUAUUUUAUUAGAAUUUUUAUACUAGUAACGAUC